Molecule: messenger RNA, 1095 nt
Organism: Penicillium macrosclerotiorum
Lineage: Eukaryota; Fungi; Ascomycota; Eurotiomycetes; Eurotiales; Aspergillaceae
Product: putative AT DNA binding protein
Exons: 3
Coding region: 1-1095 (364 amino acids)
Source: RefSeq, a predicted model, not a curated record
AUGUCGAACCCACCCGAUAGGCCCUGGGAUGAGGAGGAGAAGUAUACUCUACUCACCGAGAUCCUCAAGAAAGCCGGUGUUUCAUCCAGCUAUCUCGUUCGCCUGAUCAAUGACUUCCGUAUCGUCCCUAACUGGGAGCAUAUUCCCCUGCCGCAAGGUCGCUCCCUUAGCGCGUGCAGAAUGGCCUUUCGCGACAUGCAACUGCAGUAUUCAGUUCCGCCGCCCGCGACGCCAGUGGCAGUGGCUCCAACAACACCAGCAGUACCACCAGCACCAGCAGGGCCAAUAGGGCUGACAUUAACGGGACCACCAGCACCACUGCCAAUGGCCCGUCCAGAUGUUCCUGGAACCUCUACUCAUAUGGAUUCUGGCCUGCGCAAGCGCCCGCUAUUCCCGGCGGAGAAGCCUUUAAUUCCACGCGCCAUUCAACCUCGUCCUCCAGCCAGUACCGCCUCAUACAGCAGCGAGAGCUCGGCCCAAUUGUCUCCAAGACUAGAUAGCACCAUGGGCAGCGAACCGCCGCGCAAACGAGGCCGACCAAGCAAAGCUGAAACCGAACGGCGCAAAGCAGCCGCGGAGGCUCGCGGAGAGACGUAUCCCCCGCCACGCCGAUCCGGCUCUGGACGACUCAAAAUCCCACCCUCCCCAACCAGUCCCGCGGGUCCAUCCAUGGGUCCAUACCCGCCGUCUGCAAUACAUCCAGGACCGCCACAGGGACCAACUCCGGGCCCAUUGCCAUACGAUAUCCCCGGUAGUCGACCUCUUGCACCCGCCCCAGGGAUUCCACAUCAUGAAGAGCGCCGUGAGAUGCCGACACGGGGCAUGGGUCCGAAUAUGCGAGAAUUACCUCGGCCAGCCGAAAUGAGCCACCCAUUACCCUCUCCCCAUGCCCUCCAACUGGGACCUCCGAGUCCCUUCUCGCGCCUGAACAGUAAUCCUGGUGAGCGAGGCUCAUACGGAUCUAUUCCACCCGACCGAUACUCCCCAACAGGCAGCAGCCGUCGCGACUCUGUGGCCAGCCGGGGAGAACUGCCCCCGGGCCCAUAUCCAGACAGCCGAACGAGUACGACCCCAGCCGAAAAGCCCACUCGAUAA